Molecule: messenger RNA, 1200 nt
Organism: Trichomycterus rosablanca
Lineage: Eukaryota; Metazoa; Chordata; Actinopteri; Siluriformes; Trichomycteridae
Gene: rhoab
Product: ras homolog gene family, member Ab
Exons: 5
Coding region: 84-665 (193 amino acids)
Biological process (GO): small GTPase-mediated signal transduction
Cellular component (GO): cytosol
Molecular function (GO): GTPase activity; protein kinase binding; GTP binding
Source: RefSeq, a predicted model, not a curated record
UGUAUCGGGCAAAAGAGAGAAGCUGGAGUUGACGAAGCCGCACGGCUACUGGAAAACCACUCAAACUAACCUCAUUUUCAAGCAUGGCAGCAAUCCGUAAGAAGCUGGUGAUCGUGGGUGAUGGAGCUUGCGGUAAAACCUGUUUGCUAAUUGUCUUUAGUAAAGACCAGUUUCCUGAAGUCUACGUACCCACCGUGUUUGAGAAUUAUGUAGCAGAUAUCGAAGUGGACAGCAAACAGGUGGAGCUUGCACUUUGGGAUACUGCAGGGCAAGAAGACUAUGACCGUCUCCGCCCACUUUCCUACCCAGACACUGAUGUUAUCCUCAUGUGCUUUUCCAUUGACAGCCCAGACAGUUUAGAAAACAUUCCAGAAAAGUGGACACCUGAGGUCAAACACUUCUGCCCAAGCGUACCCAUCAUCCUUGUGGGCAACAAAAAAGAUCUACGCAAUGAUGAGCACACACGCCGGGAGCUAGCCAAAAUGAAACAGGAACCAGUGAAAGCUGAGGAAGGGAGGGACAUGGCUAAUAGGAUUGGAGCGUUCGGCUAUAUGGAGUGCUCUGCAAAGACGAAGGACGGCGUGCGAGAGGUGUUUGAGAUGGCCACCAGGGCAGCACUGCAAGCACGCAGAGGCAAGAGGAACAGCAGAUGCCUUUUGCUGUAAACAUGCAGCACUGGACUCAAACCCCAGUUAGGGGCACAAAAUGUGUGUAGAGGCACACGCUCAUUCCUCAAACUCGCCAAACGCUUCGGAAGAAAGAUAUUGCUUGAAACAGUUUUUUUGUUAAUUUUAUUUUUGAUCUUUCAUUUAGUCAAAAUGUUUUAUCAGUAUUUAAGAUAUUGCAGAGGACUCAGUUUUUUGCCUGUUAUGUUGGUUUUUAAUGAUGUUUUGUGAUAUUAAAGCCACACCCACCUGAUAAAUGCUGUUUUGUGACAUGCUGCCAAGUGCUUAGCACUAUUGCUGGGAUUUUUUUUAAAUCCAUUCUAAAACAGGGCUGAAUAAGUAAAUGUGAUUUGUAAUAUUGAUGUCUAAGAAUCAUUUUUAUGGUUUUAGAUUUAAACACAGCCAACAGCUGAAAGCAAAAAUAAAGUGGGUGAGGGUAGAUAUGUAUACAUGUACAUAUAAACACGUCAUGACUGGAAAUCCAUUUGUAAACUAGAUUUGGUAAUCUUAUGUAAUAAAGACUUUCUAUAAGGAA